AUGAAAGUAGUCAAUGUUUUCUGCUUUCUCUUGGCCUUCCUCCUCACAAAUGCUCUUAAUGCCGCCUCUUCCAGCACCAACACCGAAUUGGCAAUUCUAAUGCCCACGGCACCACCAACGACCACGACGCGAGAUCCCUGGGAAUGCGCAACUGAAAACAUCACGAAUUAUUUCGAUGUCCCAACGGCGACUGGCGCACUAGAUACCGCUCUGAUAUCGUACGGGAGGUCUUUGUUCCAAACCUGUACAUUGACAGGACUCGACCGGACUGCUUGCCGAAAUCCAGACUCCUCAGCAUGGUGUGCAUUCGACACCGUCGCACCAUCAACCCUCCUAUCUGCAUACUCCUCAUACGCCAGCCUGGCGUCCUCGUGGUGGUCAAAUCACAAAUCUGGGGCACUUUCUCUCGCGAGUAACUGCCCCCAAAACUGGUACAGAACGGGUUCUCAAAAUCUGUUUGGCUUUGGCUCGUUGAAUGAUACUAUCAAUGUGGUUGGGUGCUAUGCUUCAGCACAUCCUACGUCUGGGUCAGCGACGGCGACACCAACGGGACCUAUUGCUACGCCUGGUUCGAAGGUGACUAUGAGUGGGCCGGCUCCGACGUCGACGAAAGGGGCAAACUCGGCUUUUGGGAGAGCGGGAAAUAUCGAUAUAUGGAUGGUUGCAGGUAGUGGGAUAGCCGUAGUUGCUGCAAACUAG
Molecule: messenger RNA, 699 nt
Organism: Venustampulla echinocandica
Lineage: Eukaryota; Fungi; Ascomycota; Leotiomycetes; Helotiales; Pleuroascaceae
Exons: 1
Coding region: 1-699 (232 amino acids)
Source: RefSeq, a predicted model, not a curated record